Trichogramma pretiosum is the source of this 1398-nucleotide messenger RNA. Its product is annotated as glyoxylate reductase/hydroxypyruvate reductase-like. NCBI's taxonomy places the organism in Eukaryota, Metazoa, Arthropoda, Insecta, Hymenoptera, Trichogrammatidae. The coding region runs from base 257 to 1201 and encodes 314 amino acids. Gene Ontology annotation, molecular function: hydroxypyruvate reductase (NADH) activity; hydroxypyruvate reductase [NAD(P)H] activity; glyoxylate reductase (NADPH) activity. Gene Ontology annotation, cellular component: cytosol. The record is from RefSeq and is a predicted model, not a curated record. The transcript has 6 exons.
AUCACGCGCCGCGUCUCGGUGCGUUGCGCGUAUAUUAUAGCAGCGGAGAGGCGAGUUUUAACAAUUGACCGGCAUACUCGUCUCUCAGCUGCGAGGUAGGUAUAGUAGCAGUGCUGCCGUUGCCGUUGCCACUGCUGCUGCUGCUGCUGCUGCUGCCACUGCUGCAUAAAUACGAGACGCACCUGGUCAAUAUUCAAACAUCGUGCGAAAUCACAAUAUCGAGUCGAUUUGGAAGAGAGAAGACAUCGGAGGAAAAAUGAGCGAAAUGUAUCGAGUCCUCGUGACCAGCGAUCUGCCCAGCGUCGCGAUCGAUCUGUUGAAAACAAAAUGCGAGGUGACGAUAGCCGAUCCCAAGUCCGCCGACAUUGCCGAGCAAGUGCAGCAGUACGACGCGCUGCUGGGAACCACCCGGGUGGACGGGAAAUUUCUAGACUCCGCGGGAUCGAGGCUGAGGAUCGUGGCGACGCCGUCGGCCGGCUACGAUCAUCUGGACGUCGAGGAGAUCAAGAGGCGCGGCAUCAGGGCCGGACACUCGCCCAGGGUCCUGUCGGCCGCCGUGGCCGAGGUCGCCGUCUGUCUGCUGAUCAUGGCGGCGAGGCGCAUGCACGAGGGUCGUCAAUUGCUCGAGGCAGGGAAAACUCAAAAGGGUUUCCAGUGGCUGCUGGGGCACGAUUUGCGCCACAAGACCGUCGGCAUCGUGGGACUCGGCGACAUCGGCACCGAGACCGUCAAGCGCUUGAAGGCCUUCGCGAUCGACAAAUUCUUGUACACCGGACACAGUAGGAAAAAAAUCGGCGACGAUCUCGGUGCCGAAUUCGUGACGCUCGACGCGCUGCUGCGACAGAGCGACUUCGUCAUAAAUUGCGUGCCGCUGACCAAGGAGACCACGAGAAUGUUCGACGACGCGGCCUUCGCCAAGAUGAAGAAGGACUCGGUCUUCGUGAACAUCGGCCGAGGACUGACGGUCGACACCGAGGCUCUCGUGCGAGCUCUGAAGAACGGCACCAUCUACGCGGCCGGUCUCGACGUUACCGAUCCCGAGCCACUGCCCGUCGAUCACGAACUGUUAAAGUUGCCCAACGCAGUUGUAUUGCCACACAUGGGAUCUCAGACGGUGGAGACGCGCGAGGACAUGGCCGUGACGGCUGUCAAAAAUGUGCUCAACUUUUUCGAGGGCAAGCCAUUGCUCUACGAGAUAUAAAUAUUAGCCAGUUUGAAAGCGUUUCAUUGUAUAGAAUUAUUUUAAUAAGAUUAUUUUUUGAAAUUGAUUAAUUUUUCUGAUAGAAAAUAAAGUAUAAAGGUAAUGAUGACAUAGAGACCUUCUGCUAUUGUACCAUAUCAAAAUAGUAUUGAAUAUUUAAUUAAAAUAAAACAAUGCUUCUAUGAUUAUGAAUCAAA